This is a messenger RNA of Acipenser ruthenus (sterlet), 2290 nucleotides long. RefSeq names its product suppressor of cytokine signaling 4-like. Lineage: Eukaryota; Metazoa; Chordata; Actinopteri; Acipenseriformes; Acipenseridae. The record is from RefSeq and is a predicted model, not a curated record. Gene Ontology annotation, biological process: phosphatidylinositol phosphate biosynthetic process; intracellular signal transduction. Gene Ontology annotation, molecular function: 1-phosphatidylinositol-3-kinase regulator activity. The transcript is spliced from 2 exons. The coding region runs from base 528 to 1694 and encodes 388 amino acids. Gene Ontology annotation, cellular component: phosphatidylinositol 3-kinase complex.
CUUCUCGUAGCUUAUAUCUAGUGUGGAGUACCUGCGCUCUAUGGCAGUGUUAUUGGAGUCGAAAGAAGACAAGACGGUUUGGUUCCUUGAUGAACUUUCGUUUUUAGUCAAACAACGAUCAGUGCGUCUUUACAAGAAUAAAAAAGCAGAACCCUUAAAGUGACUCCCAGCAUCCCCUGAAGGAGACCGCUGUGGGAUCGAUUGACCAAGAUAAAGAAUACAGUGUUAUUCUUUCCCUCCGGAAGUACAAAGGAAAACUUUGUAUUGAAAAUCCUUGACUUCAACACACAGCUUGGAAUGAUUGUACAGAGCCACCUCUGAGAGCGAUCCCCUGCACACUCUUGAGCAAACAAACCAUUCCCAGCCUAAAGUCGAUGUCCAACUUUCUAUCACGUGACUCAGACCCCAAAUUGUCAACACAGUGAACCAGCCUUGUUCUGUGGUCUCUGCCCUGCUGGGCGGGCAGUUCCUCAUACAGGUUGGAGUGUGUUUAUGGCUCAGUGAGUCCUGCUUGCAUCAGUGAAGAGAUGUCUGAAAAGAAAGCCAGGAACCCAGAUGCGCGGCCCAAGUCAAACCGCAGCCGGAGUCUGGACAGCUACACCUGGAGCCGCAAGAAACGCUCGAGGAGCGGCCGGAAUGAGCCCACCACGCCGAUUGGCUGCUCAGAGGGGGAGGGGGCAGAGCUGUCAGGGAGAAUCGCUUCCUGGCCACAGAGGCGCAGAGAGAGGAAGUACAGCUCCUCCUCGGCCGGUGACUUGGACUGUGACUCCUCUCGAAAAGUCUUGUCCGGGCGCUCUCUCAGACAGACGCUGCAGGACGCCGUGGUCCAGUGCUUCCCCCUCCGCACCCACCACCAGACCGGGGCCUCGCGCCCGUUCUCCAAGCUGCUCUGGUCCAAACGCAAGAUUCACGUCUCGGAGCUAAUGCAGGACAAGUGCCCUUUCUCACCCAAGUCGGAGCUGGCCCACUGCUGGCAUCUCAUCAAGAGGCACUCCUCCCAACACCCUACAUCUGGAGGGGAGCAUGCGAGCAAAGGGGAGCAGACAACCUCAACACCACUUCUGAUCUCCUGGGAAGAGAUCAGCUCCCAGAGUUUACGGAGAAACAAGCAGGGGGUUCAGGGUGGGGAGAUGGAGGAUUCGAAUGAGGACGCAGUGUCGCUCUGCACAUUCCCUGGCUUGGGAAGCCGCUCGGAGGACGCUGUCUGCAGCCUGGUCCCCGACCUGCUCCAGAUCAACAACAGUCCCUGUUACUGGGGCGUGCUGGACCGCUACCAGGCAGAGGAGCUUCUGGACGGCAAGCCGGAGGGGACCUUCCUGCUACGGGACUCUGCGCAGGAUGACUUCCUGUUCUCGGUCAGCUUCCGGCGCUACAGCCGCUCCCUGCACGCGCGCAUUGAGCACAGCGGCCAGCGGUUCAGCUUCGACGGGCGGGACCCCUGCGUGUACCAGGAUCCCAGCGUGACCGGGUUGCUGCAGCACUACAGCGACCCGGCUGCCUGCCUCUUCUUCGAGCCUCUGCUCUCCCUGCCCCUGCCACGCACCUUCCCCUUCUCACUCCAGCACCUGAGUCGCGCCGUGAUCAACAGCUGCACUACCUACCAGGGUGUGGACUCCCUGCCCCUACCCCCCUCACUGCAGGACUACCUGAGACAGUACCACUACAAGCACAGGACCGGGGCAGAAUUCAGCUGAGCAGCAGCUUACAGCAUUGCACGCACACACACACACACACACACGCACGCACACACGCACAGACAUACACGUAUAUAUAUACACACACACACACACACACACACACACACAGAGUAGGGUGUGUGCUAAAAAAGCAUUUCUGAUCUGACUCUUUACAGUGCAGUGCUGCCUUUCAUGAGCAGCACUUUGCCCUCUGAAACAUUUUCCCACCUUGAACUGAAAAAAAAGCUUUUAAAGAGGUUUUUGUUUUCACUCAUUAAACCUCCAGGGAGGGAGAGAGGGGAGCCUGGAGCCAUUCUGGGUGUCUCCUGGGGGAAAAAAAAAGAGAGCAUGUCUGGAUUGCUUAUAGUCCUGCAGCUGGCUGAGUGAAACUACAUUUUUUUAUUUAAAAGUGUAAUUAUUUGAAUAUGAAUAAAUGCAGGUUGAUUUCUUUUAAGAGCUGACAUUUUUUAUAUAUUUGUUUUAGACAAAUCCUUAAUACAUUUUAGAAUUGUCUGACUGUUACUGUUACAGUAUUUGUGUUAUUUUAUAAUAAAGAAAAAAGGGUGUCUUUGUAAUACUGCACUAUUUAAUAAAACUUGGCCAUUGAUUACUCA